Messenger RNA from Daldinia decipiens, 10854 nucleotides. RefSeq names its product lysergyl peptide synthetase subunit 1. NCBI's taxonomy places the organism in Eukaryota, Fungi, Ascomycota, Sordariomycetes, Xylariales, Hypoxylaceae. The coding region runs from base 1 to 10854 and encodes 3617 amino acids. Gene Ontology annotation, molecular function: phosphopantetheine binding; catalytic activity. The transcript has 3 exons. Gene Ontology annotation, biological process: amino acid activation for nonribosomal peptide biosynthetic process; secondary metabolite biosynthetic process. The record is from RefSeq and is a predicted model, not a curated record. Gene Ontology annotation, cellular component: cytoplasm.
AUGGGAAACAUCACCCGCAAACCAUCUGGGGCCUCCAGUGUUGUUUCUAAUAUCAUUGAGAAAAGUCCAACAACGGUUGACAGGUUAUUCAGCGGUAGUUCAAGCCUCGACUGCUCUGAAGAUCACCACCCCAGCGAUGAUGAGUUUUCGUAUGAUGCCAUAUCAAGGCCCACUCGGGAGAACGAACACCGCGAAAAUGGGUUAUCAGAUAGGAAAACAUCGAUCAAUUAUUGGCGACAACGCUUGCAGACAGUUGAACCAUGUUUCUUCCCACGGCUUACGGCCAAGAUAGUGCCAUCCACCCCGUCAUCAAAAUUUCAUUCAAUACUGGUUGAACCAGAUAGGGGAGCUGCAGAGCUGCAUCAGUUUUGCAAGAGCAAUAAUGUUUCUAGAACAAGUAUGUUCAUGGUAGCUUGGGGCCUAGUUCUGCGCACCUACACAACUUCAGAUCAUAUUUGUUUCGGACACGGGGUAGCCAGGCGGGAUAUAUCUGCUGAAGACUUGGUGGCCGCAUCUAUGCUGCCGGCCAAUAUUCUACCUUUAGUCAUCGAGUUUACCGAACACGCGAAUUCGUUAGAUGUUGUCAGCAAACUAGAAUCAGACUUCGCUUCAGAGGACCCGAACCGAGGCAUCUCCCUUGUGGAUAUUUACCAUGAAUUAGGAGUUGGGCGCGAUGGCUUGUUUAAUACCGCUAUAAUCUCUGGUAUCGGAGAGCUGUUGUCCAAUGGUCACGAGGCUCACGACCUCUCAGGCAAGAGCUUUGAGAGUAAGGAUGAUCAGUCAGAGUACAAUAUUAUUAUAACUGUGAGCUCUGAAUGGAGUUGUUCUAUACAUUGUCGGGACGGUUUCUUGUCACAUGGGCAGGCCGAACACCUUGCCAAUGCAUUGGGUAUCGCUAUCAGUUCGAUUGUUGAGUCUCCGAAUCAGGAGGUAACUGAAAUUGAGGUCUUUAGUCGCUUGGAUCAGCAAAAGCUCUCCCAAUGGAACGGAGAGAAGUUUGCCGACUCAGAGUACUGUCUUCACGAUCUGAUUGCCAAGCAUUGCCACUCCCAACCUGAAUCUCUAGCCGUAGUUUCCUGGGACGGCAAGCUGACUUAUGGGGAGCUCGACCGUCUGUCAUCCGCUCUUGCGUGUCAACUCCAUGCGGUUGGUGUGGGACCAGAAAUCUUUGUCACUACAUACUUUGAUCGGUGCAAGUGGAUGCCAGUUGCCAUGCUAGGUAUAAUGAAAGCAGGUGGAGCUAUUUGUGCUCUUGAUCUCUCUUAUCCUCACAGCCGUCUUGAGGAUAUAUGCCAGCAGCUCAAGUCAUCCGUAAUCUUGACAACGGUCAACAAUGCCGCACAGGCAGCACGUCUAGCCCGGACGGUAAUUAUUAUCGAAGAGACUCUAUCCGCGGAACAAAAUGGACACGAUGAUCGGGCGAAAUUAUUCUCUUCGUCGAGUAUACGACCGAGCAAUGCUCUGUAUGCAGUCUUCACCUCAGGCUCGACCGGCAAACCAAAGGGUGUUGUGGUUGAACACAAGUCGUUCUCCUCAUGCGCACUGGCAUCAUUGAAACCAUUAAAUAUUCAGAAAAACGACCGCAUACUGCAUUUUGCCUCUUACGCAUUCGAUCUCAGCAUUUUCGAGCCCUUGACAGCCCUUACAGCUGGAGCCUCUGUCGCCAUCCCGUCAGAGGAGAUGCGCAAGAGAGACCUGCCCAGUGCCGUGAAAGAGCUUGGAGCUACUUGGUCCUUCUUGACGCCCACAGUAGCCCGAUUGUAUCAACCAGAACAAUUCUCCUCACUUCAAACCUUGUGCUUGGGCGGCGAGGCAGUUCGCUCUUCAGAUAUUGAGACGUGGGCAUCAAAGAAUGUUAUCACGGGGUACAACCCUGCUGAAAGUUGUCCUCUCGGUAUUUCUGGUCCAGCAAACUGCCAUGAACCUAGUUUCCUUGGGUGGUCUUUCUCCUCACAGGCCGCCUGGAUCGUGGACGCCCGCGACAGCCAAAAGUUAGUCCCCAUUGGCGCCAUAGGUGAGCUUGUUAUCGAGGGACCAGCCGUCGCAAGGGGAUAUAUUCAUGAUCCGGAGUCUUCACUCCCCGAUUCUCCUUUCAUAGUCACGCCUCCGCGCUGGCUGUCCCGGUUCCGUGCCAGUGCCGCUCAAAAUACCCGUCUUUAUCGAACGGGAGAUAUCGUUCGCUACGGGCACGAUGGGGCUAUACACUUUCUUGGCAGGAAGGAUCUCCAGGUCAAGGUCCGUGGGCAAAGAAUAGAGCUUUCUGAGAUCGAGACACAUAUUCAAAAAGCUCUCUUUCCUUUCACUGGAAAAGCAGUGGUCGAAGCGGUAAACUUCGGCGACCGCACAAUAGUAGUCGCAUUCAUCACAUCCAAUGAGUCAGGCCGGAGUACAGAUGGCGGAACAAAAGACUAUACCCAGCAACUAGAAAUGGCAGAGAUAAGCGAUGAGUUUGAGACAAGAGUAGCCGAUGUUGAAUCGAAUUUGAGGAAGAUUCUUCCCACCUACAUGGUUCCAACUGCAUACAUACCAGUUGCACAUAUCCCUACGUCCAUGAGUGGUAAGAUUGAUAGGGCACGAUUAAAAUCUUUAGCUUUAUCACUACCUCACGAAUCUCUCUAUCGCAAACGAGGACAUCCAGCGUCUGGGGGAAUUCCGACAACCGACAUGGAACGUCGUCUGCAAGGCUUAUUUGCACAGGUUCUCCACCUCUCACCGGAUCAAGUUACGCUUGAUAGUGAUUUCUUCGACUUGGGUGGCGAUUCCAUCCAGGCGAUGAAACUCCUAGCACUGGCUCCUAAAGAAGGGUUGCAAAAUCUCGGCUACCAGGAUAUCUUCCAUCAUUCGCGACUGAGAGACAUGGCCUCUGUGUGCAGUUCCUCCCGUGAUCUCUCCCCCUCUGCGACGUCAGACGGGCCAAACCCGAUGCCAUUUGAGAUGAUUCAAAACGACCAGUCGCUUAAGACCUAUGCAAGUCGGCAGUGCGGGAUCGCUAUUGAUGAUAUCGAAGACAUGUAUCCUUGUACCCCUCUCCAGACAAGUCUCAUGGCGUCCACUGCACAGGAACAAGAUGCGUAUGUAGCAGUCCAAUCUUUCGCCCUACAUAGCAAUAGCGACGUACAAAGGGUUAAGACGGCAUGGAGCUUGGUGGUCGAGAAUAAUCCGAUUCUCCGCACACGCAUCGUCCAGACCGAUAUGGGUGUUUCAUACCAGGUUGUAGUAAGAGGGCCAGUUUCUUUCUUGGAUGAAGCCAUCAACAACAAGCAGCCUGACGUUCACUUUUACCCGAAAAUUGGCCUAGGGACACCUCUGAUCCAUCUCUGCCUUACUCAAAGUCAUUUACUUGUUGCCAUGCACCAUGCAAUCUACGAUGGGUGGUCGUUGCCUUUACUGCUCAGAGAAAUUGACUCAGUAUACCGUGAGCUACCAAUACAAAGGCGUCCCUUGUUCAGCUCUUUUGUAAAGUACAUAGAGGAUAACAAGGUGGAAGCAGCUCCAUUUUGGACGGCGGAGUUAGACCAAUGGAAUGGUGUACACUUCCCGACACUGCCUCAUCUGGAGUAUCAGCCAAAACCCCAAUCGUUAGUCACAGAAUCUGUUUCCCUCGCUGGUCCUGCCGAUGCGCAGCCUCAUGUGACGGUUGCAACACAAAUUCAACUAGCCUGGGCCUUAACCAGUUACACAUACACUCGCAGCAAAGACACAAUCUUUGGAGUAGUCUCCUCGGGUCGAGCUGUUCCUGUUCUUGGUGUUCAGGACAUGCUGGGUCCAACUAUUGCGAGUACGCCGCUUCGAGUGCUUAUAGAUCCCUCGCAAGAAGUGCUAGAAGCGCUAGAAGACGUCCAAUACCGGCUAGUCGAGCGAAAUGGUUACGAGCAAUUUGGUCUAAGAAGUAUUGCUCAAAAAGGGGGAGACCCUGCAAAGUCAUGUAGCUUCCAGACGAUGAUUGUUGUGGAGCCCGACGAACCAGCUGAGGAAGCUCAGGGGACUUGGUUCAGUAGCCACUCGUUCUUGUCUGAGCUCACAAGUUUUAGUAGUCACGCGUUGACACUCCGGUGUCAAGUUUCGCGUAAAUCAAUCGCGUUGACUGCUAUAUUCGAUCCGUCAGUUGUAUCCGAUCGCCAGAUGCAGCGCAUCCUAUCUCUGUUCAAGUAUAUUUUGACGCAGAUCCGUGAUGUUCGAUCUGCAGAUACAACCACCAUUGGGGACAUCGACAGGCUUAGUCCCAAUGAUAGGGAUGAAAUAUAUAAAUGGAAUGCCUUAUUGCCUUUAAGACCAAAUCGAUGCGUCCACGCUAUGAUCCAAGACAAGGCUCAAGAACAACCAAAAGCACCAGCAAUCCACUCCUGGGAUGGUAACAUGUCAUAUGAAGAGCUUGAAGACCACGCAGGUAGAUUAUCUAGCUAUAUUCAAAAGCUGGGAGUCGGAACGAACACCUUCGUGGCUGUCUAUUUCCAAAGGUCACUGUGGACAGUGAUUGCCCAGCUCGCCGUGCUUAAGGCGGGCGCUGCUUUUGCGACCCUAGAAAGCUCACAGCCUAUAGACCAUUUGCGUCAAGUCUGUAAUACCGUGAGACCCGUGGUGUUUUUGACAUCUGAAGAGCUACGCACAUCGGCUGAGAGCCUCGCUGGGCACCCCAAAGCAUCGGCUCCCGUCCUAGUAAUCAAUAAGCAGUUUUUCCUACGGGAAGCCGACGGUCACAGCAAACUUCCUCAAUAUCCUAUCCCAAGUGCUUCUGAUGCCAUGUACAUUGUGGCAACAUCUGGUACUACAGGUAUCCCAAAAGUCGUCGUCGUUGAGCAUGGCGCGUUUCUAGCCAAUUCCAAGCAGCUACUUGAUCGCCUUGGAUUCAGUAAGGAAACUCGUGCUUUGCAAUUUUCAGGUUACAGUUUCGACGCAAUGAUUGUUGAGCAUUUUUUCACUCUUCUUGCUGGUGGUUGCAUCUGUAUUCCAUCAUCUUCUGACAGGGAGAACUCCCUAGCGACUAGUAUGAACAAGAUGGGUGUCAAUUUUGCUAUCUUGACUGCUUCGGUCAUACAUAUGCUAACUCCCGAGGAAGUUCCCCUUCUAAAAACGCUGGUUCAGGGCGGCGAACCAAUGACCCAAGGCAUUAUAGAUCGCUGGGCUCCAAGCGUUCGACUCUUCAAUGGUUAUGGCCCCGCAGAAACCGCUGUAUUCAGUUCGUCUAGUAACCCAAUCCAGCCCGAUAACAAAUAUGCGAAGAAUAUCGGCUUUGCAACUGGUGGCGUCUGCUGGGUCGUAGAUCUGGAGCACCAAGAUAUCACACCGGUUUCCAUUGGAGCCGAGGGAGAGCUCGUUGUUGAGGGUGCUAUUCUUGCUCGAGGCUAUUUGAAUGAUCCCAUCCAAACAGAUGCGGUAUUCACAUCUAGACCCCGCUGGCUACAAGACUUCAGAGCCGGGAGCGGAGAGAACCGUAUCUACCGGACAGGAGAUAUCGUCAGGUACGAUGUAGAUGGAUCAAUCAUUUACCUGCGGCGCAAAGACUCCCAAAUCAAACUCCGUGGCCAACGAGUGGAACUUUUGGAAGUAGAAAAUCACGUACAGAACUGCUUUCAAGGUGCACUUCAAGUCGUUGCCGCUGUUGUUAAACUUCCAGGCGUGCAAUCAAGUUCCCUUGUUGCCCUUGUUAUGACCACUUCUACAUCUCUUUCAAGAGGACAGGUAACAAUGGGGUCUCCUGGGAUUCAUGUGAUGAAUAAUACAUCCGACUCCUUUUUACUGCCCACUGACUCCGAAUUUCUCUCCAGCGCACACGCGGCCGAGCUUGAGCUUCAGGAAAGGGUUCCAUUAUACAUGGUCCCCAGUCUAUUCAUACCGAUUUGCAGAGUCCCACGGGACACCAGCGGAAAAGUGAACCGAAAGCUGGUGACCGAAUUUCUCUCAUUGCUUCCCCGCGCAGACUGGGAUAAUUACGCUUCUACAACGAAAGUUGCACCAUCCACUGAUUUUCAACAUGAAUUGCAGAGAAUCUGGGCUCGUGUUCUUGGUAUUUCCCCCGAUACUAUUGGAAUCGACCAGAGCUUUUUCCGCUUGGGGGGAGAUUCAAUCACCUGUAUGCAAGUUGCUGCGCAGUGUAGUGCAGCAGGAAUGAAUAUUACGGUAAAGGACAUAUUUCAGCAUCGAACAAUUGAGAAGCUUACGGCAGGAGCCGUGAAAAUACACCAGUUUCUUGAGCCUUCAACUAAAACCCUCUCUAAUACCACCGAUGUCAGUAGUUCCUUGUAUGGUCCUAGCCAACUUGAGGAGUACAUGAUCCAAGCCCGUUCCCAACUCGGGGAGCACCAGACUAUAGAAGACAUCUACCCAUGCUCCGAUGUUCAGAGGGGAAUACUAAUGAGUUGCGCUCGGAAUAUUAGUCAUUAUGAAGAGGCCAUACAGUGGAGAGUUCUGAGUGAAGCUCCUGUUGACGUCAAUCAUCUACGUGAUGCGUGGGUUCAGGUAGUCAACCGGCAUGCUGUUCUCCGCACUGUAUUCAUGGAUAUCAGCGGGGAGAAUUUCUCGGACCAAGUAGUGUUGCAAAACUAUACACCGACGGUUAUCAUAUCUGAAAACAAUGACGACGAUGACGAUGUAGAGAUAGCUGCACCGGAACCAGCAAGCCAUCCUCAACCUCUGCUAUACCUCGUCAUACGACGAUCGAGCUUGGGCAAGGUGACCAUCAGUUUACAUAUCAACCACGCACUUGUUGAUGGACACUCCUUGUUCGCCAUCAGACAAGACCUGGCCCUCGCUUACGAAGGUAAAUUAUCGGAAUCUCCUGCACCUACGCCAUAUCGUGACUACAUUGCAUACAUGCAACUACCUCAUUCUCGAACAAAUUCUAGCAAAUUUUGGAAGUCAUAUAUAGAGGGCACACAGCCUUGCUUGUUUCCUAGUCUAAAAGGCCCGAGCGAACAAGACCAACCUUUGGAGCAAUUCGGGGCCGUAGAUCUUGAAUUGACGACAACUUCGAAUUUAACUCAAUUCUGUGAGGAUCAUAAAUUGGCACUAACCAGUGUACUACACGUGGUAUGGGCUAUUGUGAUGCAAGCAUACACGGCAAUGGAUGAAGUCUGCUUUACUUUCAUGACUUCUGGCCGUCACAUCCCACUGAAUGGUGCCCAAGAUAUCGUCGGUCCGCUGUUCAACAUUCUGGUGGCACGAGUGGACUUGCCACGCGAUGCGCCAGUGGUCUCAUUAAUGCAGACGUAUCAAGACAAUUUCUUGGCCAGUCUAGAUCAUCAGCAUCAGUCAUUGUCCGAAACCCUGCAUUCCAUUGGAUCAACCCCUGAGCAGUUGUUCAAUACGAUGAUUUCUGUGUUCAACGAUACGCGUGAGAAGCAGGACUCAGCCCAACCGGGGGUUUCUUCCAUCGAUCUAUACCCCAUCACGCUAAAUAUUAUUAUGCUACCCGAUCAGUCUCAUUUACAGAUCGCUUACCAUAAAUCAUAUUUGGCAGACGAAUAUGCAAAGACACUUGCAAGGAUCUUCCGCCAUGUCUUGACUGCAGUUUUGGCACAGCCUCACGCCCGUCUCAACGAGAUUGAGGUGCUGGAUGAGGAUAACAAAAGCGAGCUCUACAACCGAAACAGCAUCGUGCCGGCUUCAACUGACAUUUGCAUUCAUUACUCCAUCUAUCAACAGUGUCUCGAUUCACCAGAUUCUCCCGCUGUUUGUGCUUGGGAUGGCAAUCUUACUUACAAAGAACUCGAUCAAAUCUCUUCAUCUCUGGCAGAAGACCUCAUCAGCCUGGGUGUCGGUGCAGACACAGUUAUUCCGGUAUUGCUGGAGAAGACCCGCUGGACCCCUGUUGCCGUUCUUGCGAUCUUGAAGUCGGCCGCUUCUUUCGUACUGAUGGACGCUUCGCACCCAUCAAAACGACUUCAGAGUAUCUGCGAAGCCACGAAGGCUCGGCUGGUGAUAUCAUCGCCACAUACUCGGAGUAAGGCUGCGGAUCUUGCGAUGGAUACGAUUGAGAUAUCAGACCGGUUGUUCGACCGUAUCCGACAUACUAGGAAACAGAGCUCCUGGCAAAAAGUCAUGGUUAAAGGAAGCUAUGCAGCCUACUUGGUCUUUACAUCUGGCUCAACAGGGACACCAAAAGGUGCAGUAGUCAACCAUUCGUCGCUGGCCACCGCCGCGGAGACCCUAUCGUCACGCAUGCGUAUGACCUCAGCUACACGUACACUACAGUUCUCUUCGCACGCCUGGGAUAUCCCCAUAACAGAUAUACUGCUCACUCUGCGUGUGGGCGGCUGCGUAUGCAUCCCAUCUGACGAGGAACGCACCGGCGACAUUGCACAAGCAGCGAAUAAGCUCAGGGCGAACUGGGCUUUUCUAACUCCUACGGUCGCCAGACUGAUGAGACCACAAGACUUGACUCAUAUGACGACCCUGGUUCUUGGCGGGGAAUCCAUCUCUCCAACGGAUCUCAAUACUUGGCAUGACAAGGUCUGCCUCUUGGGGGGGUAUGGCCCAGCUGAGUGUAGUUUGAUUAGCACCGUGUCCGAGCCACUGGGUAAGAGCAGCAAUGCCAGAAAUAUCGGGCGGCCUAACGGUUGCGUGGCAUGGAUUGUCCAACCUGAUAACUAUGAACUACUUGUGCCCCCUGGCGCGGUAGGAGAGUUGAUCUUAGAAGGACCUAUUGUAGGUCGUGGGUAUAUCAAUGAUCCGGAACGAUCAGCUGCCGCGUUCAUCGAUCCUCCAACUUGGCUGGUAAGACUGCGGACUGAUCAUGCAUCCAAUCGACUAUAUAGAACCGGAGAUUUGGUUCGCUAUGGUGUUGAUGGUUCCCUCAUUUUUGUCGGACGACGAGACGAUCAAAUCAAGAUCAGGGGUCAGCGUGUUGAACUUGGUGAGGUGCAAGCGCUUGUUUCCAAAGCUUUCCCCGGCAGUCACGUAGUCGUCGAACUUGUCAAGGGCUCGAACUCGGUGGAGUUGAUAGCCCUCAUCAAAUCGAAACAAGUAGCAUUGGAUGAAACACAAGCACCACUACCACCGGGGAGCGCCAGCAUCUUCUACCCUCCGUCAUCUCUUUUCCGUCAAACCGUCAAAGCAGCAGCCUCUAAGCUUCGAGCUCUCAUGCCAUUGUAUAUGGUCCCCACCGUAUUCCUACCUCUUAUUCAUCUACCCAUGGCACAGACGGGGAAAACAGACCGAAAGCUACUGCGACAACAAAUCGCUUCAUUAUCCCGACAGGAAUUAGAAGCGUACGGUAUAGGCGCCGAUGUUAAUAUACGAGCCCCUUCGACACCCUUAGAAGCUCUCCUCCAAGGACUCAUAGCACGCGCGCUGCACAAACCUCCCGAGAGCAUUCCAUUAGACGAGGACCUAUUCACGGCUGGGUUGGAUUCGCUCACAGCUAUGACGGUCGCGACGUCUGCUCGUGAGGACGGACUGGUGAUCUCAGUGCCAACUAUAUUCAAAUAUCCCCGUUUGUCUGACUUGGCUGUAAUCUUGACCCAGGAACAAGGAAUCAAGCGGAAAUCUCUUACCAGGGCAACAUCGCUAAAUCCCCUCGAGAAGUCCGUGGACGAGAUCUGCGCACAGUGGCGUUUGAAUAAGAGUCAAGUCAUCGACAUCGUCCCAACCACUUACUUUCAACGGGGCCAUAUAGCUGCGCAGCAUGCUAAUUUUAUUGCGCUCCAUUUUUGUCGACCAAUUGACCCCGGUAGACUGAAAAAUGCCGUUCUCGAUCUCGUUCGGAAGCAUGCCAUUCUCCGCACCGCGUUCGUCCCAUUCAAAGAAGACUACGCUCAAAUAUCUUUGCGUCACUUCGAUUUACCAAUCCAAGAAAUCACGAUCGAUGAAGAGGAUCCUUCAGUGGGUGUUGAAUCCAUAUGCAGGGAGGAAGAUCGAAAGGAGAUCGUUGCGUUCGGCAUUCCUAGCACAAAGCUUCUACUAGUUUCAGGAAGACAAACCGAUGGCCCUAUUUCUAUAGUGUUUAGGCUGCAUCGCGCCCAAUAUGACGGCGUCGCAAUGUCAGGUAUGAUUGCAGAUUUUCGAUCCGCCUUGGGUGAAUCGAUAUAUUCUCCUUCUGCGGCCCCUCUUCUGGAAUACGCCAGUUUUAUCACUGGUCGUAUAGCACAUAACACGCCAUCCGUCUUUCAAGAAUGGCGAGAAAUACUCCAAGGGUCACAGAUGUCUUACCUCGUCCCGCCCCACGAGUACAUUCGCAGUACGGACAGAACGCGCACCGAGCUACUUGUAACGAGCUCGUGUGACAUUCCGAUGCCUGAAGUCAAAGGGGGCGUCACUAUGGCUACGGUAGUGAAAGCCGCGUGGGCAUUAUGUGUUGCUCAGCAUGCCCAAAGCAAGGAUAUUGUCUUUGCCCAGCUGGUAAGGAAUCGUCACCUGGAUAUUGCUGGCAUUGAGAGCACUGUCGGACCUUGUAUCAACUACAUUCCGGUUCGAGUACCCCUGAAAGCCGAAUGGACGGCGAAGGAGCUACUCCAAUGGAUCCGGCGUCAGCACAUCCAGACCAUGACAAGCGACACCGCAGAUUGGGACGAGAUAGUGGCCAAGAGCACUGAUUGGCCCCAUGAUACCGAAUUCGGAUCUGCUGUCCACUACUUAAGUGCACCAGUUGCUCCCAGCUAUGUCUUCCCAGGGAAUAUCCCAUGCAAUCUCGCUAUACACGACUUCAAGAUGAUACACACCUACCCCAUGGUGACUUGUAUUCCAUUCCCCAGUCCAGAAGACGUCACCAAAAAAGUGCUAAAAGUUAUUCUCACAAGUGCUGUGUUCGGUCAAGAACUCGCAGAUCAGCUGCUUUCGAUGUUUCUGGACAUGAUCUAUCAGCUUAACAGCUUCCCGGGGACUGUGGUGAGGGAUUUGAUUGAACCACGGGGAACAUGA